AUGAUGGCCUACCGCGUCCGUGCGUGCCCCAACGUGUGCCGCACCCACGCCAUUUACGUGGACGCCUACUCGAUCUACAUAGUGCAGGAGCUCCUGGUCGGCGGCUCCCUGCAGGCCCUCUAUGACGCCCACGGCAAACUCGACGAUGCCGAGGCCGCCGCGGCGCUGCGCGGCGUGCUGGGCGCGCUGGCGGCCUGCCACGAGGAGGGCAUCUGCUACGGAGACGUCAAGCCCGCCAACUUCAUGCUGGCCUCCCUCUACCCCUCGGUCCUCCACCUCGCCGACCCCUCGAUGCCCAAGGGCAACCUGGACGUCCGCAUCGUCGACUUCGGCUGCGCCCAGGCCUGCCCCGACGAGUCCUCCCUCGAGGGCCUCAGCGGGACGCCCGUCUACAUGGCGCCUGAGGUCGCGGCCGGGCAGCCCUACGGGCCCGCGUCGGACCUGUGGGGCGUGGGCGUGAUGCUGUACCAGCUGCUGACGGGGCGGUUCCCCUACUGGGACUGCGACCUGGAGACGCUCAAGGCGAUGCCGACGCGGCAGGUGCUGCAGGACGUCGGCGCGGGCAACGUGAUGCUCGACACGCCGUCGACGGCGGCGCUGUCGCCGGGCGCGCGCGCGCUGCUGGGCGCGCUGCUGGAGCGCGACCCCGAGAGGCGCAUCGGCGCGCGUGAGGCGCUGGCGCACCCGUGGCUGGCCGGCGGCGGCGCCGGCGGCGCGCAGGCGCAGUGA
Messenger RNA from Monoraphidium neglectum, 729 nucleotides. Its product is annotated as Serine/threonine-protein kinase ULK1. Gene Ontology annotation, biological process: protein phosphorylation; mitotic DNA damage checkpoint signaling. The transcript is spliced from 2 exons. NCBI's taxonomy places the organism in Eukaryota, Viridiplantae, Chlorophyta, Chlorophyceae, Sphaeropleales, Selenastraceae. Bases 1 to 729 code for a protein of 242 amino acids. The record is from RefSeq and is a predicted model, not a curated record. Gene Ontology annotation, cellular component: cytoplasm; nucleus. Gene Ontology annotation, molecular function: ATP binding; protein serine/threonine kinase activity.